AUGGCUACAACUAUUGAUAAACAACAAAUUGGCAGUUUUAAUACAACCAGGCCAUUGACAGGCGGAAGUUAUAAUAAAGGAAUUUUCUCUGAGAUACAAGCAAAGAUUGACAGAUACUCUCUUUUGCAGACAGAUCUUGGGUUAAAGAUAUAGUAACCAAUAGCUUGGAGGAAACCAUUGCAAGAGUGACCCAUGAACUUAUCCAGUAUUGAUGAGAAAGGAAAAAUACUCUUGAAGAAGAAAGUUCUAAGGUCUCAAAUAGUAAAGACCGAAGCAGGCGAUGAUUGACUAAAGCUAGAGGACAUACCUCAAGGUUGAGCAGAAGUAGUAACCUGACGAAUAGUGAUGACUUCAAAAGCAUGGACUCAAGACUUGGCGUUUCCUUAAAAAUGUCAAGUUAUCAUAGGAAGGAGCUUCUCGAGGAAUUCCUUGAUGUUCGAGAUAGCCUCAAAAUUUUAUUUAAUGCGAUUAUCGAUGAAGUUUGGAAGCAUUGCCACAAACUGAAAGAUGAAGUCCAUACCAAGUCGGUUGAUAGGCAAACUCAGGAAGGAAUAGGAAAGAGAAAAGUAAAGAAAUUUGGAGGUAAAAAUAAGAUCAUUGCCAAUAAACGUGCUGUGAAGUCAAAACCUCAAACCACGAGGAUAAGAAAUAAUUCAAAUAAAUCAAACUGAAAGAAUGGCAGGAAGCAUGAUAUAGUUGAUAAAUUCAAAAGAAUACGCUCUCGAAAUCAAGGGUAUUCAAGGAAUAUCAUCAAUAAGACUCAGAGAAAUUUUGAGACUCAGCAUGUCACCAUAGAUUUGAAAGAGAUGGAUAAGAGCACGCUACAAUCAACUCUUUUCAAAGAGAAUGAACAAAAGCAAAGCUCCACUCAUCUAUAUAACACUCCACCUUCAACAUUGCAAAACAAAAAGUUUCAGGAAGUUUCUGGGAUGAGCUCUUCUACAAAAGUAAGUCAGAGGAAAUUUCUGGAGGGUCAAGAUACAUACAAAAGGGCAGAUUUAAAGAUCGAUGUUGAGCCGAAUCACAUGAAGGAUUCCCCAGUCAAGCAAUAUAUUUACAACUCCUUAAGAAGUAAAGAGGGAGUCAAUCCAGAAAUCUUCCAAAGAAAGAACAAUGGCUUAAACACACUGGCCAGUGAGCCCUUCUUGAGAAAUUUCAGCAAGGAAUCUGAUAUGUGAGACCCCAUGAGCUGAAAUAUUUCGGAAGAGAACUAUCCUGAACAAAGAAUUUCCUUUGAAGAGAAGAUUAACUACUGCCAUAAGUUAGCUAACGAGGGCGAUGAGAGUGAUAAUGAAAAUUUCGACAUCAGACAGCAGCUUUUCAAGGCAUUUGGAUAUAACCAAGCUGAUGAAGAGUUUUAUAUCAGUCGUCGGAGAGGUGCUGUUGGAGAUGACCAUCGAGAUCAUAACUAUAACAAUAGAAUUUUACAUAUCAGACAAGCUUGGGAUCCUAAUAAGCAGAUUACGCCUACCUCAAGUAUACGUAGCAGUGAACUCUCUAAAAUGAUUAAAAUGGAGGAUUCUGAAGUAUCAAGCGACAAGAAUAUGCUUGAUUCUUUCAAAUAAACCUAAGAAGAAAGAAGAGGUAAAAUCAAUCAGGCCAAAAAGAAACUUAAACAAAAAAAGCAGUAGUCCCAAAGUCAUGCAGAAAGUGAUUUAUUCCUUGCGAGGAAAUCUUAGGGAUAAAGAACUAUAUCACUCAAAUUCAAUGAAGAAGUUACAGAAGAAAGAAAGUUUUGAUAUUAUCUCUAAGGCAAGAGAGGCAUGUGACCAGUACUUGAAGCACCUCGACUCAAAAAGUUCUGAGAGAGAAAGUAUUGAGAAGCUACUGAACUCUAAUGAUAUUGAGGAAUCUAAGCAACUGCGGACCACACCUAUUAGAGGUAACCUAAUACCAUACCUAGGUCAGGCCAAUACAAUUCCAAACAGAAAAGUUAGGUAUCAGGAUUAUCUAAUGAACAACGAACCUUCUAGUUCUUCUGGAAGGAAAUCCUAUCUCGAUUUGGACCAUAUUUCAGGGAGCCUCGAAGAUCAGCAGGUAAGACAAGGCGAGCAAGAGCCCUAGAAAUUAGCUGUGCUUUAAAUUGGAACUGAUUAUUUUCACAUCUUGAGGAACAAAUCAGAAAAAGAUUUAAGAGUGAAAGAUC
Messenger RNA from Moneuplotes crassus, 2146 nucleotides. The record is from the annotation of a GenBank genome assembly. NCBI's taxonomy places the organism in Eukaryota, Ciliophora, Spirotrichea, Euplotida, Euplotidae.